GUUGCUAGCAUUCCAUAAACAAUUCGAAAUGUUCAUUGCUUGUCACUGAUCUUUCUGAACUUGUAGAAAGACAUCGACUUGAAGAUGCAACUGAAACAUAUGAAAACAUUACUGGCUCCCCAGGAUGGGGCAGCAAAGAUCUGUGCAAUUGCAUGGUCACUGAACAAUAACAAGAUGGCAGUGUGCACAUCCGAUCGGGUCAUCUUGCUGUAUGAUGAACAGGGGGAGAAGAGAGACAAAUUCUCCCUGAAACCUGCAGAUGCCAAGUAUGGGAAGAAAAGCUACACUGUGAAAGGCCUAGCAUUUUCCCCUGAUUCAACAAAGCUUGCAGUUGGACAAACUGAUAACAUCAUCUAUGUCUACAAGAUUGGUGACACUUGGGGAGACAAGAAGGUCAUUUGUAACAAGUUUGUUCAGCAGAGCGCAGUCACAUGUAUGACGUGGCCAGCUGAGCAGCCAAUCAUCUUUGGCCUAGCGGACGGGAAGGUUCGAGCAGCCAACAUAAGAACAAACAAAUCUUCAACAGUGUACUCCACAGAGUCUUAUGUUGUGUCACUAGCCCCAAACCCAACUGGCAAGGGAUUCCUCUCAGGACACGCUGAUGGCUCCAUUGUCAGGUUCUUCUUUGAUGAUGAAGGCUCUGGUGAUACUCAGGGCAAGAUCUGCACCCACUCUUGUCCUCCGUAUGCUCUGGCCUACUCCCAGAAUGCAGUGGUAGCCGCUGGCUGUGACAAGCGUAUCGUGGCCUAUGGUCGAGAUGGUCGCAGUUUCCAACACUUUGACUACACCCGGGAUGAUGAUGAGCAUGGAUUUACCACGGCCAUCUGCUCCCCGAGUGGACAGUCUGUUGUUGUUGGCAGUUUUGACAGACUGCGGGUGUUCAACUGGAGCCCCAGGAAGCAGAUGUGGGAUGAACCCAAGCUGAAGGAGAUCCCCAACCUGUACACCAUCACAUCCCUCUGUUGGAAGAAAGACGGAUCCAAAGUCACUGCGGGAACCUUGUGUGGAGGAGUUGAGUUGUUUGACUGCUGUCUCAAGAGAACUAUCUACAAGAACAAGUUUGAAAUAACUCAUGUAGGCCUGAGUCAGGUGAUUGUGAAGAACAUGUCAAGUGGCCAGCGUGUGGUGCUCAAGUCUUUCUAUGGCUAUGAGGUGGAUGAUGUGCGCAUCAUGGGUAAAGACCGCUACCUUGUAGCUCACACCUCGGACACAAUCCUACUGGGCGACCUGACCUCAGGCAAACUCAGUGAGAUUCCAUGGCAGUCGUCUGGUGGCAACGAGAAAUACUACUUUGAUAACGAGAGUGUGUGCAUGAUCUUCAAUGCUGGCGAGCUGUCUCUCAUCGAGUAUGGAGCCAAUGAGGUGCUAGGAUGUGUGAGGACAGAGUUCAUGAACCCUCAUCUCAUCAGUGUGAGAUUGAAUGAGAGAAAACAGCGUGGCGUCUCCGACAACAAGAAGAUGGCUUACCUGGUGGAUCUCAAGACCAUUGCUAUCAUGGACCUGCUGACUGGAGUUGGACUGGGACAGAUCAGCCAUGACUCCAAGAUUGAUUGGCUGGAGAUGAAUGAGACCUGCAGGAAACUCCUGUUCCGAGACAAGAAACUAAAGCUUCACCUGUACGACAUGGAGACGCAGAUGAAGUCUAGCAUCCUCAACUACUGCUCCUACGUCCAGUGGGUACCUGGUAGUGAUGUGAUGGUAGCUCAGAACCGUGGCAACCUGUGUGUGUGGUACAACAUCGACGCCCCGGAGAGAGUCACCAUGUUCCCACUGAAGGGUGAUAUUGUUGACCUUGAGCGGGUUGAUGGCAAGACAGAUGUGAUUGUCAGCGAAGGUGUUAACACUGUCUCGUACACAUUAGACGAAGGACUCAUUGAGUUCGGCACCGCCAUUGACGAUGGAGACCUCGCAAGAGCUGCAGCGUUCUUGGAGACCCUGGAGAUGUCAUCAGAAACGGAGGCCAUGUGGCAAUCCCUCUCCAAGAUGGCUGUGGAGGACAGGCAGCUCUACAUUGCAGAAAGAUGCUACUGUGCAUUAGGAGACAUUGCCAAGGCCCGCUUCCUGAAGGAGACGCUGAGGAUUGCAGAGGAGGCUGCCAAACACAUGGGUGGAGAUGGACUGACCCACUACAAGGUGCGAGCCCGGAUGGCCAUCAUGGAGAAGAGGUUCAAGGAGGCCGAGUCUAUCUACCUGGAGCAGAACCAUGUAGACGAGGCAAUGGAGAUGUACCAGGAGAUGCACAUGUGGGAUGAGGCCAUUGAGGUGGCUGAGGCAAAGAGUCACCCAGAGUUAGAGACGUUAAGGCGGAACUAUUACCAGUGGCUCAUGGAGACAAACCAGGAGGAAACAGCAGGGGAGGUGAAGGAGCGAGAAGGAGACUACAUGGCAGCCAUUAACCUGUAUAUGAAGGCCGGCCUCCCAGCCAAGGCAGCUCGACUUGCCACCAGCAGGGAUGAACUGAUGUCAAACUCUGACCUUAUCAGCAGGAUUGCCUCAGCACUCAUCAAGGCAGACCUCUAUGAAAGGGCUGGUGACCUGUACGAGAAGAUCAAGGAUGCCACCAGAGCCAUGGACUGCUUCAAGAAGGGGAAAGCCUAUAGGAGAGCUGUGGAGCUGGCGCGAUAUGCCUUCCCUGCCGAUGUUGUGAAGCUCGAGGAGGAAUGGGGAGAUUACUUAGUGACCCAGAAACAGCUGGACCCAGCCAUCAACCACUUCAUUGAGGCAGGAGCAACUCUGAAGGCUGUCGAUGCUGCCAUUGCAUCCAGGCAGUGGGCCAAGGCAGUACAGAUUCUGGAGAUGCAGGAUUCAUCGAUGGCCUCUCGAUAUUACAAGAAGAUAGCAGACCACUAUGCCUCUGUUGGAGAAUAUGAGUCGGCCGAGCGGUUCUAUGUGGAGGCGAGCUGUACGCGGGAGGCAGUGGACAUGUACAACCAGGCUGGCAUGUGGGAACAGGCUCAUAAGUUGGCCUCCACAUACAUGAAGACCGACGAUGUUGCCAACCUUUACGUGUCUCAGGCCCGUCAGUUGGAAGAACAGGGCAAAUUCAAAGAUGCAGAGAGGCUGUACGUGGCGGUGGAGGAACCGGACCUGGCUAUCACCAUGUACAAGAAGCAGCGUCUGUAUGGGGACAUGAUCCGUCUGGUGAAGCAGUACCACAAGGACCUCCUUCCAGACACACACCUCCAUCUGGCCAGGCAGCAGAUGGACUCGGCGAAGUCCUUCGCUCGCGAGAGUCGGGUUGGAGGUCUCCGCAGGAGUUCCUCACCCACUCCGGACGGGGCGGAGAGUCCGGGUGGGUCAUGUGAUGUGGGACGAGGCAUACAGGGUAUGUACAGAAGUGAUGCAGUGGGUCAUGUGAUGUGGGACGAGGCAUACAGGGGUAUGUACAGAAGUGAUGCAGUGGGUCAUGUGAUAUGGGAUGAGGCAUACAGGGUUGCCAAGGCCCAGGGUGGUGCAACAGCAGCUAAACAGGUGGCAUAUCUUUGGGCCAAAAGUCUGGGAGGGGAUUCAGCAGUCAAACUGCUCAACAAGUUCGGUCUCCUGGAGGCAGCCAUUGACUAUGCUACAGAAAACUGUGCAUUUGAGUUUGCUUUUGACUUGGGUCGUGUUGCUAUGAAGAACAAAGUGCCUGAUAUCCACCUGAAGUAUGCCAUGUUUCUGGAAGAUGAGGGCAAGUUCCAAGAGGCAGAGGCGGAAUUCAUCAAGGCAGCCAGACCUAAGGAAGCUGUUCUCAUGUACGUCCACAAUCAGGACUGGGACUCGGCGCAGCGUGUAGCCGAAGCGCAUGAUGCUGACUCCGUGGCUGAUGUGUUGGUCGGCCAGGCCAGAUUUGCGUUCGAGGAGAAGGAAUAUGCCAAGGCUGAGUCCUUCCUGCUGAGAGCCCAGAGGCCGGAGUUGGCUGUUAAAUACUACCGGGACUCAGACAUGUGGCAGGAUGCACUGCGAGUGUGUAAGGAGUAUGUCCCCCACAAACUGCAGCAGCUCCAGGAUGAGUAUGAUAGAGAGAUGACCAACAAGGGACCCAGUGGCAAAGGAGGUGAAGGCUUUGAGGAGGGAGGUGCGGAGUCGAUGAUUCACCAGGCUCGGGAGUGGGAAUCAUCCGGGGAGUAUGCCCGUGCUGUUGAAUGCUAUGUCAAGGUCACCAACAAAAUGACAGACGAUGUCCGCAUAUUGGAGAAGUGCUGGAUGAAGGCUGGUGACCUUGCACUCAAGUUCCUGGGUGCGGAGAAGUCCCAGAUGGUGAUUGAGAUGGUGUGUCCACGCCUGGCAGAGAUCAACAAACACUCUUCAGCCGCUGAGCUGUACCUGGCCAGUGACAUGGUGAAGGAGGCAAUCGACAUGUUCAUUGCGUGUGCAGACUGGGGCAAGGCUAAGAAGGUGGCCAAGGAGCUGGAACCAAGAUAUGAGCCGUACGUCGACGAGCGAUACAAGGAGUACUGCAAGAACCAGGGCAGGGCUGAAGAUCUGGCUAAUGUGGAUGUCAUUGGGGCCCUGGACAUGUAUGCCGAGAAGGGAGAAUGGAACAAGUGCAUUCAGACAGCAGAACAGCAGAAUCCCAAAGUUCUCCACAAGUACAUUGCUCUGUAUGCUACACACCUCAUCAAGGGAGGAACCUCGUCCGAAGCUCUGGGUCUCUAUGCCAAAUACGGAGCACCAGCUAAUGCUCAGAACUACAACAUCUACAAGCGGCUGUUCAGCGAUGUGGUCAGUCAGCGGGAUCUCAACAAACCAGAAGCCUUCAGGACGUGGGCCGACCUUCGAGACAUGCUGUUUGACCUGUGUGAGAACAUGUCCAAGUCUCCUGAUGCCAACUCUCCCAACCACGAAGAGUUUGAGACCCUGCUACUCAUCGCCCACUACUACGCUACUCGGUCAGCCUCUCUGGGCCAGAAGUCUCUGGACACCAUUGCUGCCCGUAUCUGCGUUUCCUUGCUUCGCCACACCGAUGUCAUCCCAGCGGACAAGGCUUUCUACGAGGCAGGGAUGAUGUGCAGGAACAAUGGAUGGGAGAACAUGGCCUUCGUUUUCCUGAACAGAUACUUGGAUAUUGCAGAGGCUAUCGAGGAAGGGACUCUAGACAUGUUGGACCACAGUGACUUCCAGGACACAGACAUCCCCUUCGAGAUCCCUCUCCCAGAGAAACCAUAUCUGCCUAGCGCCCAGCAUGAGGAGCUGAAGGAGUGGGUCCUCACAGUGUCCAUGAACAGGAAGGUGGAACAGAUCCUCCCCAAGGAUGAGAGAAACACAUACGAGGCCUCACUGGUUGCCACGGACACGGGCAUACGCUCCAUGCCUUGUGUGAUUACAGGGUACCCCGUCCUUCGAAAUAAGGUGGAGUUCAAGCAUCCAGGCAAGACGGCCAACAAAGAUGACUGGAACAAGUUCCUCAUGGCCACAAAGGUGUCACACAGUCCUGAGCUGCAAGAUGUCCUCAAGUUCAUCGGGAUGUGGUGUGGAGCCACCCCCAACCCAAGUUACUCCUUCCAGUAGGGGAAGACAACUCUUCUCCCUGUGGGAUUCUCAACUGUGAUAGAUGACACUGACAGUUAUAUAUCGUUGUGUACUGUGUUGUAUUACUUGUUAUCACUACAUUCCGUCCUUCUACAGUGACAGUUUAACACACUGUCUCAUUCAUUAUCAUAUUUUCAACCUUGUGUAGUUUUGAACUUUUCUUUGACAGCAGUUCACAGAUUACUAUUUAUUGAUUGUUAUACUUGAAUGGAUGUAUCCUGUUAUAGAUAGUUUUGCCUCAUUGUAAAGUGCUUUAAAUACCAUUGUAGCCAGUUUCUGCUAUGAAAAUUAUAGGUUUGUAAAACAAAGUAACAUGGAAGUAAAAUUAUGGUCACAACUUUGGGGAGUUUUUCACAAGACGUAAACAAUCUACCUUAUAUUUACAUCUGUCAUAAUAUUAUUUCAAAAUUACAGUAUUUAUGAUGAAUGUGAUUAAACUUGAAAAUGAACUUGCUCCCUCUUUAGAGCAUAAUGAAAAAUGGUGUCAUUCAAAUUGUUAUUGAAUCUCAUUAAAGAGAAAUGUGAAUAUACA
Messenger RNA from Haliotis rubra (blacklip abalone), 6043 nucleotides. Its product is annotated as intraflagellar transport protein 172 homolog. Gene Ontology annotation, cellular component: intraciliary transport particle B; axoneme; ciliary basal body. Gene Ontology annotation, molecular function: protein binding. The record is from RefSeq and is a predicted model, not a curated record. NCBI's taxonomy places the organism in Eukaryota, Metazoa, Mollusca, Gastropoda, Lepetellida, Haliotidae. Gene Ontology annotation, biological process: intraciliary transport.